AUGGGAAAAUUAUUGUUGGACGAAGUACACAAUACAAGUGGUAUUGUUAAUGAAGGUUUUCGAUUGGAAACUAUCGAAUCGGAGAAUGGAAAAAGUAAUGAUUCUAAUGGUCAGAAGAUUAAUAAUCGUUCUGAUGAACAAGAUAAAAACACCAUAGAUAUUCAUGACACGAGUGAAGUGAAGAGAGAAGCAUGGGGUGGGGGAUUAGAUUUUUUAAUGGCCUGUAUAGCCACGUCGGUUGGUCUUGGAAAUGUUUGGAGAUUUCCAUUUACAGCUUAUGAAAACGGUGGUGGGGCAUUUUUAAUACCCUACAUUAUUGUUCUAUUAUUUAUUGGUAAACCAUUUUAUUAUUUGGAAGGAUUGUUAGGUCAGUUUACGAAUAAAUCUUGUGCGAAGACAUGGGAAAUGACACCAGCCAUGAGAGGAUUAGGAUAUGGACAAGCUUUCGCAGCAUUCGCAGUUGUAUCGUAUUAUUCCAGCUUGAUGGCCUUGACUAUCUAUUACUUGAUAGUAAGUUUUCAAUCGGAAUUACCGUGGUCGUUUUGCCGUGAAGAAUGGCAAGGACAAUGCUUAAAUUCCACUGUUAACAAUACGUCAAUCAACAAUACUACCGUAAUUCAAAGUUCAGCGGAAUUAUAUUUUAGAAAAAUCGUUUUGAAAGAAUUCGAUUCCAUAGAAAAUGGUAUCGGUACACCGUCGUGGGAACUUUCGAUUUGUUUAUUCGUCAGUUGGUUUUGUAUAUUCGGUGUACUUUGUCGUGGUGUUAAAAGUACAGGAAAAGCUGUAUAUUUUUUAGCAAUAUUCCCUUACAUUAUGAUGAUAAUAUUAUUGGUAAGGUCAGUAACUCUGGAAGGUGCACUCAAUGGAAUAUUAUUUUUCGUAACACCCAAAUGGGAUAUGUUAUGGAACCCAAACGUUUGGUAUUCAGCUAUAACUCAGUGUUUCUUUUCAUUGUCUGUUUGCUUUGGACCAAUUUUGACUUAUUCGUCGUAUAAUAAUUUUGGCCAUGGCGUUAGCAGGGACGUGAUGAUAGUAACAACAUUGGACACAUUUACCAGCCUGAUGGCUGGUUGUACAAUAUUUGGAAUCCUUGGGAAUUUAGCUCACGAAAUGGGUGUUAAUGACAUAUCCAAAGUGGUUAGAGGUGGGACUGGUCUGGCAUUUAUCUCAUAUCCAGAAGCUUUGGCUAGAUUCGAUGUGGUUCCGCAACUUUUCUCAGUCUUUUUCUUCAUCAUGAUGUUUGUCCUUGGCACUGGAAGUGCUGUAGCUCUUAACGGUGCCAUUGUUAGUAUAUUCUGCGAUCAUUUCCCAAAAGUAAGCCAAUGGAUCGUGGUUUUACUUAUCAGUAUCGUUGGUUUUCUUAUUGGUCUUAUAUACAUCACUCCAGGUGGCCAAUGGUUGUUAACUUUGGUCGAUUACUAUGGGGGAACAUUUGUUGCUAUUAUCAUCGGUGUUCUUGAAAUGAUUACGAUAUUUUGGAUCUAUGGUUUAUCUAAUUUUUUAAAUGAUAUUGAAUUUAUGAUAGGAACAAGGCCAAAUUUUUACUGGCGGUUUUGUUGGUCAAUCAUCACUCCGCUAUUAAUGAUCGUUGUAGUAAUUUAUACAAUUGUUUCUUAUCAGCCUCCGACGUACGAUGGCAUGCUUUUUCCAGAUUAUGCUUAUGGUAUUGGAUGGUUCCUUAUUUUCAUUGGUAUCGGUUUAAUGGUAGUAUGGUUCAUUUACAUAUUUACUAAAAAUAUGUCAACGUCAAUUAUCGAAACAUUGAAAACAUCAUUAAGACCUUCGGAAAAAAAUUGGGGACCAAACGAUCCUGCUACGAGAAAAAAAUGGCAGGAUUUCAUUAUCGAAAAAAAACGUCAACCUCCAAGAUCUCUAAUCGAAAUUUACUUUAAAUAA
Molecule: messenger RNA, 1896 nt
Organism: Polistes canadensis
Lineage: Eukaryota; Metazoa; Arthropoda; Insecta; Hymenoptera; Vespidae
Product: sodium-dependent nutrient amino acid transporter 1-like
Exons: 9
Coding region: 1-1896 (631 amino acids)
Biological process (GO): sodium ion transmembrane transport
Cellular component (GO): membrane
Molecular function (GO): L-amino acid transmembrane transporter activity
Source: RefSeq, a predicted model, not a curated record